Molecule: messenger RNA, 1605 nt
Organism: Armigeres subalbatus
Lineage: Eukaryota; Metazoa; Arthropoda; Insecta; Diptera; Culicidae
Gene: ScsbetaG
Product: succinate--CoA ligase [GDP-forming] subunit beta, mitochondrial
Exons: 4
Coding region: 154-1419 (421 amino acids)
Biological process (GO): succinyl-CoA metabolic process; tricarboxylic acid cycle
Cellular component (GO): mitochondrion; succinate-CoA ligase complex
Molecular function (GO): succinate-CoA ligase (GDP-forming) activity; ATP binding
Source: RefSeq, a predicted model, not a curated record
AUUUGUAAUUCCAAAGGUGAGAGUAGUGUGAUAUUAUUUUGCACAUGUAAAAUAUUGUUCAAUUAAUUUCGCUAAUCAUCAGUGGAAUCUAUCGUGCGUAUAUAGAAGUUAUAAUAAAAAGGAUUACAUAAACAAUCGGGUGAUUGAGUAAGGAUGACUUCGGUAGCGCUGUCCAAGGUUUCGGCGAAACUACUCUCCAGGAAACCGUUCUUGCAAACAGUGACCCAAUCCGUGCGCCAUUUGAAUCUAUUGGAGUACCAAAGCAAGAAGUUGCUGGCGGAGAGUGGAGUUGCCAUACAGGCGUUCCGGGUGCUCGAAGGCAAGAAAGAUGAAAGUGUUCUUAAAGAUUUCAACGUGAAUGAGUAUGUCAUCAAAGCACAGAUUCUGGCCGGCGGCCGGGGCAAAGGUCAUUUUGAUAACGGCUUUAAAGGAGGCGUCCAUAUCACUAAGGAUCGUUCGCAGGUGAUUCCACUGGUGGAGAAAAUGGUCGGCCAUCGGUUGAUCACUAAGCAAACCCCCAAGGAUGGCAUUCUGGUCAAGAAGGUCAUGGUGGCGGACAGUAUCAACAUCGUCCGCGAAACGUACGUCUCGAUUGUGAUGGACCGGGAGCACAACGGCCCUGUCCUUAUCGCGUCGCCCGCUGGCGGCAUGGAUAUCGAAGCGGUAGCCGAAGAAACGCCAGAAAAAAUCAAAACCGUUCCGGUGUCCAUUACGAAUGGAAUUACCUAUGCCCAAGCGGAAGAAGUGGCUCGCUUUCUUGAGUUUAAAGGCGAUCUAGUACAGAAAGCCGCUUCGGAAAUUGAGAAGUUGUACCAACUCUUUGUAAAAGUGGAUGCCACCCAAAUCGAAAUCAACCCCCUCGCAGAAACCGACGAUGGCCGCGUGAUAUCCGUUGACGCUAAACUGAACUUUGACGAUAAUGCUCAGUUCCGCCAGAAGGAUAUUUUCGCAAUGGACGUUCAGGAGGAUACCGACCCGAAGGAAAUCGAAGCCCACAAGUACAAUCUCAACUAUAUCGCCAUGGAGGGCAACAUCGGCUGCUUGGUGAACGGUGCCGGCUUGGCCAUGGCCACUAUGGAUAUCAUCAAACUGAACGGUGGAAGCCCCGCCAACUUCCUGGACGUCGGUGGCAAUGUAAAGGAGGACCAAGUGCUUAAGGCCUUCCAGAUCCUUACAUCGGACACGAAUGUGAAAGCCAUCCUGGUGAACGUAUUUGGGGGAAUAGUGAAUUGUGCCACCAUUGCCAACGGAAUCGUGAAUGCCACCAAACAAAUUGGAUUGAAAGUUCCGCUGGUUGUGAGGCUCGAGGGCACCAAUGUGAACGCCGCCAAAAAGAUUCUGCAGGAAUCCGGACUGAAGAUCGAAUCUGCGCACGAUCUCGAUGAAGCUGCCAAGAAAGCGGUGAAGGCACUGAAUUGAACAGAGCACUUUGGUGGGGCUUAAUACAGUGCCUAUGCCGUUCAUUCCCUUCUAGAUAGUAGGUAUGGUUGAUGAUAGGUGAUAAAUCUUAUUUUAUUGUGCAUUCUAGGGUUAUGGCUGGAGAAGAAAAUCGUUUUAUAUAAGAACAACAAAAACACCUCAAUGUCUUUGCAUUUUUAACGAAAA